Drosophila ficusphila is the source of this 536-nucleotide messenger RNA. RefSeq lists its product as uncharacterized. Lineage: Eukaryota; Metazoa; Arthropoda; Insecta; Diptera; Drosophilidae. The record is from RefSeq and is a predicted model, not a curated record.
AUGAACUUCGGCGUGGAGGCGGCGGAUCGGCUGUGGUCGCUGUGUGGCGGGCUGCGUCCGAGGGCGCCCUGGUUCGGGGGAUGCCAGACGCUGGACUGGUGCGGAGUGACCUGCUGCGUGGCCAGCACCUGCCGCCGCCUGGGCGAGUGAGGCGGAGAGCUACUCGCCGCGAUCGUGGCUGACGGGGACCGCUAGUACCGCGCCGGCGUGGUGCUGAACCUCCGUGAGUGCGAGUUCCAGGACCUCUACUCGUACAGCGCACCUGCUAGCUCCGCCAUGAGCUUGCUGGAGGGGAUCAGCUACUUCCUUACCCGGUUUCAGUGGGGUGUCCUCAAGUGCUAGGAGCGGCGCUUCUCCUUCGGGCACAACUAUUUCUUCUUCGACAGCUCCGCCUGGUGCAGGCCUCUUUUGCCGGACAGGAUGGGCAACUACUUAUCCCUACAGGAACCCUUAGUCACCCAAGUUGCAUGGGGACCAACAUAACUGCUGUACGACGGACAAAUAAAGGCUAUCCAUAGUGGACCAGCAAGCCACAA